Brachypodium distachyon (stiff brome) is the source of this 3150-nucleotide messenger RNA. Its product is annotated as proline-rich receptor-like protein kinase PERK10. The transcript has 12 exons. The record is from RefSeq and is a predicted model, not a curated record. Bases 73 to 630 code for a protein of 185 amino acids. Lineage: Eukaryota; Viridiplantae; Streptophyta; Magnoliopsida; Poales; Poaceae.
ACUUUCUUUUUAAAAUAUAAAAGAAAAAAAAGGAAAACUUAUCUGCAGCCGUGGCGGCGACCGGCGAUCAAGAUGACGAUGGCGUGCAGAGCCCUAGCUCUCCAGCUCCAGCAGUUCCUCCCCUGCCCCACUCCCUCUUAUUACCUCCGCGCUGCCGCCGCCUCGGUGCCCCGGGUUAGCACCCGCCGCCGCCUCGUUUCUUCCGUCCGGUGCUGCGGUGCCGGAGAUCAGGAGGAGCCUCCACAGGACUCCGUUCUUAAGGCCACCCCCCAGGUGGCGAGCUCUCAUGGAAGGGUUCCGCUCACAACAGAUUUUAUCACGGGUAGUACCGUGACUGAUGAUGCAACCAAUGAAUGGCUUGUUCUCGAUAAAAAGGUAAAUACAUAUCCGACAGUUAGAGAAUUUACUGCAAUUGGUAUUGGAGGUGACGAUUUUGUCCAUUCAAUGGUUAUUGCCGUCGAAUCAGUACUUCAAGAGAGCAUUCCCAAGGGCCAAAUGUCCCAGAAAGUGUCUUCAAAGGGCAAGUACACUUCUGUAAAAAUUGGACCUCUUAGUGUGGUUUCCAGUGAGCAGGUCCAAGCCAUUUACAUUGCAAUGAAGAAGGAUGACAGGAUAAAAUUCUUCUUGUAAAGACGGCAACAUCGUGCAAGUGCAUGAUUCUCCUUUGCAACGCCAGUUUGAUGCCUCACAGUCGGCCUCCUUUUGUAGGACUUCAGUAAGUUGUAGACUGAAGAUGUUUUUGCUCAGCAGGAGCAUCACUGAAGAGAAAAACAAAAUUGAGUUGGGGCAUGGUACCAUAUAGCCGGAAGAACCAUGCGCCCUUGGUAAGUUUUGUCUACUUGCUUCUUCGAUUUUCUUUCGACAUGAUUGUAUGCCGGCCUCUGGCCGAUAAUAUCUUAUCUCAGUGUAACCUUAUAAUUUUGUGGAGAAAUUUAUGCUCCAACGCAAUGAGGACGGGCACUCGCCGGACAAGCGCUUCGGAAGCGAUCGCUUGGGAGCUGACUCGGAAGAUCCGGAUUCGGAGGAUCACAUGCCGAUUCCUCAUGCCGGCCCCAGACGUGCCGUAGCUGACUUGGACGAUCCGAGCCUUGAUGUGGCCCCCGUUGCUGCUUCGGUGUCAGCCGGUGAGAAGCAUGUUGCCGACACAGAGCUUUCCAGGACUAUGAAGCGGAAGAAAACCACUGGCCGGCAACCGAAGCCGAAACCCAUGGUCGUCGGGGAUGCUCUGACUGCCACUCGGUCUCAGACCUGCAUCGUGUCCGAGAUCCCAGCAAGCUCAUCUCCGCGUGCAGAGCCUUCUACCCAGGCCACGGGAGAAACCGAGACCACCGCAGAUCCGACAUCCCUCGUCCAGGAGGUCGGCCCCGGCAUCGACGCUUCAAGCAUCGCCCAAGCCGAGACGUCAGCGGCCGGGACUGCUCCUUCGUCGGCAGCGCCUAAUGCGCAAACGCGACCGUUGGCCACGGAUCCUCCUCGUCAGCCGGCAGAGCAGCCCCAACAACCUCAAACCACAGCAACGCUGCCGCCGCAGCAGCCACCACAGCCGCAACCGACACAGCUGGCGGCCGCUCAAGCGAGAAAGACUUGGAGCUCUGCCAUCCCAGCAGGACAGCAGCCUCCGAGUUCAUCCGGCUCGCCGUCUAUCCGGGGUACUCAAGGAGUUCCUCUUAGGACAACAAGCGGGCAGAGCUGGGGAUCCCUCGGCCAAUAUGCCAUGGAUUGGAACAACGUCGACAGUUAUGAGGUUAACUCCGACACAAUCCAGACGGCACAACAGAAUGCUCUGGUGGGGUCAUCACCCGUGGCGGCAACUCCAGAGUCGCUGGCGGCCCGGAUGUUCCAGGCAAGGGUUGCAUUGUUCGAGUCCAGCCGAGCUGCCGAGAGCUGUAUGAAUAAACGGAACUCGAUCUUCAAACUCCUGCUUGCGUCACACCGGAAAUUGACGGACAAGCACAAGGCUUUGGUGGCCGAGCAGCAAAGCAAGAGUGAGUACACUUCCACCGACAUAAAAACUGUGUCAAGUUACCUAUGUACUGUGAAAACUGACAUGUGCCGUCAUAAACAACCGGGGAGGACGCACAAGUGUCGGAGCUACUGACGCGCGUUGCGGAGGUGCAAGGGGAGAAAACUCAGCUAAUAGAGCAGCAUCGAGAUGAGGUGGCCCGGCUAAGGGCGCAACUCGAAGCGCAAGUCGAGGCGCAUAAGGCCGAGGUAGUUCUACUUACCUCGGCGCUCUCUGCGCAAGCCAAAGAGAAGAUCCGCCUGGAAGGCGAAGUGCAGAAAAUAUAAAGGUCUUCUCGCCGAAACCAAGACCCGAGCUGCCGCUGCUGAACAGGAGAAGGCCGAGAGCGCACAUCUACUAGGCGCGUGCACACGGGAUCUCGGCAAGAUUGAUGGAUUGCUAGCCACUGCUCAGGCCGCCGUGAUUAGAGCUCGCGGAAAGAGGGAUUCCUCCAAGGGACUGCCAUUGGAGUACGAUGUGGAGGACUAUCUCAUGAGCAUCUGGACCUGUGUCAAGCCUUUGAAGGCUUUUGGGAUUGAUAUGCUCAAUGCCGGCAUCCGCGCCUUCCAAGCUCUUUGGCCGGGAGAGGAAGCGCCGAGUGCCAUCCCGAAGUUGGCGAAGCGUCUCCUGGAGGUGGAGGACCGGCUAAGCGAGUGGCGGGAGUCGGCCGCUCGCGUCGGCGCCGACGAGGCACUGUCGUUCGUACUUUCUUGGUACGACGGCAUUAACCUCGACGUGUUGCAGUCCAUGCGCGUCGGCUCUCCCUUCCUCUCGAACCCGGAGUUGAUUGCAAAACGUCAAGAAUGGGCCUACUCCUUCAUCCAGUAUGCUGACGUGCACACUUUUGUGGAGGGUCCAAGAUCGGACGCGGACGAGGAGGCGGCUGAGGAAGAAGAAGAGGAGAUGGAUGAAGAAAUCGUGGCCGAGUCACCUUCUGCCGCGACAGAUGCUCCGAGUGCCGGCACCAAUGAUCCUGCCGCCUGAAUUCAUGCCUAUUGAUGUCGGCAAAAAAACUCUUUAAAACUGUUAGAUCCCCGGGAUGCCGGGUGCAGAUGUAAAUACUUUGAAGUACUUUACUUGCGAUGCACAAUGGUUUAAAUUGGCUUAUGCCACAUGUUAUCAAGUUCCCAACCGAGUCACCGAGUUUA